Messenger RNA from Pelobates fuscus (common spadefoot toad), 2593 nucleotides. Its product is annotated as tetraspanin-15-like. Bases 395 to 1291 code for a protein of 298 amino acids. NCBI's taxonomy places the organism in Eukaryota, Metazoa, Chordata, Amphibia, Anura, Pelobatidae. Gene Ontology annotation, cellular component: plasma membrane. The transcript is spliced from 8 exons. The record is from RefSeq and is a predicted model, not a curated record.
CCCUCCCAAGUCACACACUCCCACACACACAGCUUUCUCCUGGGGAUUUAACCGCUCACACUGCAGGAUACAUUGUAUAUAUUACACACACACACACACAGCCUAUAUUACACACAUUGAUAUUGUAUAUUAAAUAUACUGCCCAUAUUACACUCAGUACACACAGUAUACACACAGCCCAUAUUACACCCAGUACACACAGCCCAUAUUACACCCAGUACACACAGUAUACACACAGCCCAUAUUACACCCAGUACACACAGUGUACACACAGCCCAUAUUACACCCAGUACACACAGUAUACACACAGCCCAUAUUACACUCAGCACACACAGCCCAUAUUACACCCAGUACACAUAGUGUACACACAGUCCAUAUACCAGAUUUGUUUCUGAUGGAGUCUGGAGAGGUUCGCUAUUGCUCCAGGUUUCCUUACCUGUUCCUGAAAUUCACUCUCAUCGUGUACAGCACCAUCUUCUGGCUAAUCGGAGCCUUUGUGCUGGCUGUUGGGAUCUACGCCGAGGUAGAAAGGCAGAAAUACAAGACUCUACAUGGCGCCUUCCUGGCUCCAGCCGUCAUACUCAUCCUCCUUGGGCUCGUCAUGUUUGCUGUAUCCUUUAUUGGUGUCCUGGCCUCGCUCCGAGAUAACCUGUGCCUUCUGCAUGUGUUCAUGUAUACUUUGGGGGUCUGCCUUAUCCUGGAACUCACGGGAGGCAUCAUUGCCUUAAUCUUCAGAAAUCAGACGAUGGACCUCCUGAAUAAAAACAUUGUUAGGGGAAUUUCUAAUUAUUACGAUGAUCUCGACUUCAAAAAUAUCAUGGACUUUGUACAGAAACAGUUUAAGUGCUGUGGCGGCCAGGAUUUCAUGGACUGGGAAAAGAACCAGUAUCACUCCUGCUCGGCCCCGGGGCCCCUCGCCUGUGGCGUUCCGUACACCUGCUGCAUAAGUAAUAAGAGCGAUGUGAUGAACACAAUGUGCGGUUAUAAAGCCAUGUCACAGGAUCGGCAUUCUGCGCAGAGAACAAUCUAUGUUAGAGGCUGCACCAACGCGGUUAUUCUCUGGUUCCUGGAUAAUUAUACCAUCAUGGCUGGGGUGCUGCUAGGGAUCCUCCUUCCGCAGUUCCUUGGAGUCCUCCUCUCCCUCCUUUAUGUGACACGAGUGCAGGAUAUCAUCAGCGAAUGGAACAAUUCUGCAAAUGUCCUCCUAACCGGAGAAGAUUCCAAGCCGGAACUUGAGUUUUCCACUGUGGGAUGUUGCCGUUGCUACCCGGGCGAGGAAUCUGCCGCCUGAGGACCUCUAACUCCUCACAGCUCACUCUCAAAUGUGGCCUUUAACACAACUGCACUAACAACUAAGAUCAACCCUGGGGCUGGUCAGGGACACAACCACCUUCUCAGGUGUUACGGAUGUAGUGAUGAUGUGUGGACUGCUUGUUGCGGUGUAGAUCGUUUUUAUCUCUGUACACUGUAACAACAUAUGACAAUUUGGGAAUUCUGUGGUGUCCACGCACUCCACUCCGCUGUCAGUGUUGACCAACACUGUGACGGCCUUUACUGAGGGUUCCAGGGGAUAUUGUUUAAAUUAAUUUAAAAGAAUUCAUCUCAAGUGUAAAGUAAAAAUGAAGGUGUGACGUUUGGUCUUUCAUUAGUCUGUUCUAUGCGUCGGGUGCACUGAUAAACAAAAUGACUUGCCUCAUCCGCUACGCAAGUAACGUCCUUCAGGAACAAAAAACAAAAAAAACAUUUAAAAGAAACCUGACCGAGAAAACCGUGAAUAUCAAGAGUCUAAAUGAUACAGAAAAAGAAAUCCCUGAAUGUCCGUAACAGAGAUGGGGACAACGGGCUUUAUAUUGCCCUCUCUCGGUUACUUUCAUUCAUUAUAUUAUCCUCUUUUGGUUACUUCCAUAUGGUGGGUGAUGGACGCUUAGGGCUGCCGUGUCCUGGGUUCCCAUUCUAAGAAAUGAGACCUUUGGCGAACGCCCUGUGACUGUCAGUGGACAUUGAAUACUUGAAACCAAACCUGGAAUCUCGGAACCAACGCCACUCAGAGCGUCUUAUCUUCUGGUUCCUCGUACAGAUGUUAAGUCUUGGGGCAGAGUGAUUUACUAAGCCGUGAAAUGUUAACAUUUCUGUAUUAUUCUGUAAAGCAUCAUUUCUAAGAUGCACAACAUGUUCCUGGGAAUAUCUUGAGUUACUGUAGGUAUGAGCGCAUCCACAAGCAGUUGGUCUUUCAGGGUGUCCACUUUAUAAUGAUUUAGACUGUUAUUCAGUGGCAGGAGAGGUUCUGUUUUUAAGAUGAGUGAAGAAUGUGCCAUAGGAUGCUGGCUGUGUUUGACAAAGAUGGUUUUAGUGUUUACAUUCACUUCGAGUGCAGCAGUUGCCUAAGUGUGGACCCGGACAUGGUGUUCCCAGAAGCCUUACUACGUGUCCCACUUCUCCUUUCACACGUUAAAUGUUUACAUGGGACGGAUGUGUCUCAGAGAGAGAAUUAGCGUUUCUCAUCAAAAUAAUAUUCGUACUCAGGUGUAAAGUGCCAAUAGCCCUUAUAAUCCAAGAGAGGGACAUCUCGUUCUUAUUAAAACCCCAAUACAUA